AUGCAAGAUCUGGAAAACGAGCAAAGAAAAUUGCAAUCACAUGUGAAUGGUCAACAAGUAAAGACCCCAUACUGGACCCUCGUUCUGGAAUCAUCACCAAGCACGGUGAUGAUUCCAAAACUGCAUCACUUCGUCUCCAUGCCGUUCAUCAUCAACGUUUUUGGAUUGGCCUUCUACGGUGUGGGAUUGAAUAGCAUGGGAGCAGGAAUCGGAUUGACGUUCGGAGCAAUUAACAUUGGCAGAGGAUACGGAUGGAGAAUCACAGCCAUAGUGGGGAUUCUCUCCUUUCUUCUUGGUCCACUGUUAACAUAUGCUUUCGAUUUGCUCAGUCCAUCAUACAAUCGAUUUCCUUAUAAGGCUGCAUCGGUCAUUGCGAUUCAAUCCCUGCUAUAUUUCCUGUCCAAAAAUUUUCCGUUGGUCUUCGAAGGAAUGAAAGAACGACUCUUGAAUCGCUGGAAUUGA
Caenorhabditis briggsae is the source of this 462-nucleotide messenger RNA. Lineage: Eukaryota; Metazoa; Nematoda; Chromadorea; Rhabditida; Rhabditidae. The transcript has 2 exons. The record is from RefSeq and is a predicted model, not a curated record. Bases 1 to 462 code for a protein of 153 amino acids.